AUGGCCUCGGCAAGCGACCUGGCUGUCCUGCGGGAGCUGCAGAAGCGGCCUGAGAACAAGGUCUGCGUAGAUUGCUAUUCUAAGAACCCGCAGUGGGCGUCGGUGAGCUACGGGAUAUUCAUGUGCAUCGAGUGCAGCGGGAAACACCGGGGCCUCGGCGUGCACAUCAGCUUCGUAAGGUCGGUAUCGAUGGACGCGUGGAAGCCGGAGGAGCUGCGCAAGAUGCAAUUAGGGGGCAACGAGCGUUUCAACGCGUUCCUGAAGAAAUACGGCGUGGACAAACACACCGACAUCCUCAAGAAGUACCACUGCACGUCCGCAGGGUACUUCCGCGACAUGCUCCGCGCGGAGGCCGCGGGGCAGCCGUACACCCCCCCGGCGCCCGGGCCGAACAACAUGGGCGCGUCCCCCGCGGCGCCCCCCGGGGGGAUGCACUCGUCGAGCCAGCCGAACUUCGCGCACCUCGCGAACAGCGGGCCGCGGGUGGGCGCCGGCGGCGGGUGGGACUCGUGGGGCGACUUCGACAAGGCCGGCACCGCGGGAGGCGGCGGGCUCGGCGGCGGGCCGAAGCGGUAUGGCGUGGGCGCGAGCGCGGGCGGCGCGGGGGCGGCCGUGAGCUCCGACACGUACUUCGCGUCGCAGGGGGGCGGGACGGCGCCGGCGCGCGGCGCCGCGGACGACGAUCAGGUGGCGCAGGUGCUGUCGCGCGUGGGGACGGCGUUUCGGCAGGGCACGAACGCGGCGCGCGCGGCCGCGAAGGAGCACCACCUGGACGAGCGCGCCGCGGCGGCGCUCGCGGCGUCGCGCACCGCGGCGCAGCAGGGGUGGACAGCAGCGCAGGGAUGGUUCAAGAGCGCCAUCGGGGCGGUGCAGGACUUCGCGGAGCGGCGGUCGGGCGGGAACGCGCUCAAGGGGCUUGCGCAGCAGAACCUGACCGGCAACAUACUCACGUCGGACUCGUUCGGGGGGUUCGAGCAGGGGGGGAGUCCGGCGGGGCCGCGGUCGGCGGCGCCCGCGCGGGCGGCGAAGACGUCGGCGUCGAGCAUGGGCGCGCGGUCCGCGGGCGGCGGGCAGGCGCGGCUGGGGGCGUCGAAGCUGGGGCAGGGGGCGGCGCAGGGCAACGGGUGGGACGGGGCGGGCGAGGGCGACGACGACUGGGGGAAGUGGUGA
Pedinophyceae sp. YPF-701 is the source of this 1170-nucleotide messenger RNA. The record is from the annotation of a GenBank genome assembly. NCBI's taxonomy places the organism in Eukaryota, Viridiplantae, Chlorophyta, Pedinophyceae.